GAGUAUGCGCAGUAAUAUCUAGUCUGUUCUUUGUAGCUGCACUGUUGUACAAUUUUAAGUAUAUUAAACUACAAUCUCUCUUUCGCCUUACUAAAUUGAUGUGAGUUUAAUAUAUACUAAGAUACAAGAUUCUGAAAAUAUUAGCAAAGGCCCCUGCGCAAGAUUAAUGCUGUUAGAAUGUCUUAUCAGGAGCCUAGAGUCAUAAGAUGAGAGAGAAAGAGUCGUAAGAAAGAGAUUGGUUUACAUCAGUAGUAACGUAAGCUCCGGUUUAAUCGAGGUUAAAAUUUCAUUUUCCAAACACCGAUCAAUGGCGUUGAGGAAUUUGUCUUAUCAGGCGUCUAAAGCCAUUAUUGAUAAGACUGGCCAAAGAAAGAGAGAGGAGUAGAAAUUCCAGGUCAUAGAAGAAAAAUUAUAUGUUGUUUAAUUUCAAAGAAAAAAACAAAAAAAACAUGACUUAAUUGUUAAUUAAUUUAUUUAGAAAAAUCGGUCCUUAACAAACUGUGCCGAAAGGACUUUGUUUUUGUCUGAGAUGGAAAGGACUUUAUUGCCAGAAUGUAAUUUUGUAUAAAUAAUAAGCCAAUAUAUAUUUGACUUGCUUAAAACAUAACAAAAUACACAAAGUAUAAACUUUUUUGUGAUUCCUACUUAACACAUAAUGCAGUGCAAAAUCGACGAUUUACCCGACGAAUUGUUGGAGUAUAUUUUAAGCUUAGUACCACCUUACAAAACCCUUGAAUCUUGCAAGUUUGUAUGCAAAAGGUGGCGACGUACCACAGAAGUUGUAAUAGCACGCAAUGAAGCUCAUUUUCAAAGAUCUGUAGCUGUUGGAUCCUUAUUAUGGUAUUCAUUGCCAUCUAUACAUGGACCACCUACAAUUGGCAAGAGACAUUCACAUUCAGCAUGUAUAUACGACAACUCUAUGUACGUGUUUGGUGGCUGCACAUCUACUUGGACAACAUUCAAUGAUUUGUGGCAAUUAGAUCUAGAUACAAGAACUUGGAUGAGACCAAUCACUAUGGGUAGCUAUCCAUCGCCUAAAGCAUGUGCAACUAUGCUUUAUUAUCAGAAGAACUUUAUUUUGUUUGGUGGUUGGUCCUAUCCAGUGCCAUAUCCUUUACAUCAGCAAAGGAGAUUAUUUAAUGAAUUACAUAUAUACUCUAUAGAAUCAAAUAAGUGGACUGCUAUAGAUACAUUGCUAACUCCACCACCAAUGUCUGCACAUUCUGCAUCAAUACAUGGAAAUACAAUGGUUGUUUUUGGUGGUGUUUGUGAUGGAGAGAGUUCCAACGACGUGUGGUGUUUUAAUCUGGAUUCGUAUCGUUGGUAUAAACGAAAUAUUAAUAUCACGUUAGGAAAUGUAUUUCCAGAACCACGUUAUGGACAAUCUCAGAUUGAACUCGGAGAAAAACAUCUUCUCAUUCUCGGAGGUUGCACAGGACCAAACACUCCUAUGAAUGAUGCCUGGUUGUUGAAAAUGGAAGGAGCAAUCUGGAUGUGGAAGAAAGUUACUAUGCGUCAUACAGAAUGGGCACCAACGCGUAUCUGGUGUGAUCAAGCUUGUAAGGUGGGGAAUUAUGUUAUUGUACUCAGUAAAAAUAAACGUCAGACCAAACCGAAUGAUAUGAGUAUCUCGUUAAAAAAAACUGCUUGUCAAAGGAGCACUUCACCACGUAGUGAGUCAAGUCCUUUACAUGGAAGGUCGGGAAAUUUAUCCACUCCAGAUAGGGAUGAAAACGUAAAUGGACGGCAUGGAGCAUUUUCUAGGUCACAUUUGCAAAAUGCAUGCACUUCAUCACAUGCACCCAAUAUCUCAAAAGUGAUAUCAGUGUAUAAUGAUAAUUCUUUGAGUAUGGCCGCAUUUCGUGAUCAACGUUCACAUAGUAAUUUAAACACGAUUAGAGAACGUCGAUUGGAAUCGGUAAGAAGAAUGGAGGAAAAAAUUAAGAGACCACAAACAAAAAUAUCGAAAAAAAUUGAUAGCAUUGAAAAAAACGCACAAGCGAUAGCAUCGAAAAAAACCGAGAAUACAUUAUCUAUAUUCGUAUUAGAUAUUACGAAAGUUCUAGAUGAUUGUAGUGCUUCGUGGAUCCCCUUUAAGCAAGAUAAUUAUUCGGGUCCCGAUGAAAGGAUCCUAUACUCUCUUGUAGCAGGAAAAGGAGAGUUAAUAGUCUUUGGUGGUAUUUGUAGGCAACAAAUGACAAUACAUAGAAAUAGUCUAAACGACGAGGUGUAUAAUGAUCUCCAUUUUAUAAGUCCACCUCGGUAUGAUAUUUAAUAUGCAUUAAUUAUCAAAAUAUUAACAUUUUGUUUAUAGUAAAUUAUUAUCUUUUGUAUCUCUUUUCACAUCGAAGUGUUAUGAAAAGUGAAUAACUGUCUUAUCAUAUAAGUUUUGUAUCAACGUUAAAACCGCGUUAAUUCAAAUUGAUAUAAAAACGUACGUUAAUUAUAAUAAAAUAUUAUAAUAAACUUACAUUAUGAAA
Odontomachus brunneus is the source of this 2480-nucleotide messenger RNA. RefSeq names its product F-box only protein 42 (gene Fbxo42). NCBI's taxonomy places the organism in Eukaryota, Metazoa, Arthropoda, Insecta, Hymenoptera, Formicidae. The record is from RefSeq and is a predicted model, not a curated record. The coding region runs from base 656 to 2275 and encodes 539 amino acids. Gene Ontology annotation, molecular function: protein binding. The transcript has 10 exons.